AUGAUACAAGAGAACAUUCUUGUUUGGAACUGUAGAGGCAUAGUCUGUAAUGAGACUCAACGAGCUCUCGUUGAUUUAGUGCAGCUGAAGAAGCCAAAUCUGAUUUUCUUGGCAGAAACCCUAGCCAAGCCAAACCAUAUUGAAGAUCUGAUGCAUAGGCUAGGUUUUACGGGCAGGGCUUGUUACCCACAUGAGGACGACUCGCAGGGAGUUGCACUACUAUGGAGGAAUGAUAUCAGCGUCAGCGUACGCACCCUUUCACCUCAUCAUAUUGAUGCAGAAAUCGGAGAUCCUGGAGGUCCGGCUCGAUACCGUUUUACUGGAGUGUAUGGUUUUGCAGCACGCAGUGAUCGUACUCGUACAUGGGAUCUGAUCCGAACUCUGAAUGCUGAGCGCUAUGACCUGCCAUGGCUUAUGGCUGGAGAUUUUAAUGAAAUUUUGUGUCAAGUAGAUAAGUCAGGUGGCCCUCCACGUGCUGCAGCACCAAUGGCACAGUUCAGGCAGGUAAUGGCAGAUUGUGGUCUCACAGAUAUGAGCUUCUUUGGUAGCAGGUUUACGUGGUCAAAUAAGUUCACGAAGGAAUGUCUUGAUAGAAGCUUUCAAUCGUUGCAAUGGAGAAUGCUAUACCCUUGUAGCAGAGUGAUCACCUUGCCUCCAAGUGAAUCAGAUCACUGUCCAAUCCUUAUUGAAGUUAGGGCAGAGAGGAGACAUAGGAAGAGGGUUUGUAAGAGAUUCAGGUUCGAAGAAAUAUGGCAUGGGGAGGAGAGAUGCACUGCCAUUAUUCAGAAACACUGGUCUCAGCCCAUAACCGGAAACCUGCUGUUUCAAAUUGAGCAGAAAAUCUCCACUGCUGGUCAGGAACUUCUGAAGUGGCACUCAACUGAGUUCCAACACCAAAGAGCUGAAAUGCAUAUGCUCCAAGCCAAAAUGGAUGUCAUCAUGCGACAACCCUUCUCACCGUCACAAUAUGAGGAGCAAAGGCAACUACAUGUCCGUCAUAGUAAAUUACUUGCCCAACAGGAAAAAUACUGGAGGCAACGAUCCAAGGUAGCAUGGCUCAAGGAUGGAGAUAGAAAUUCUGCUUUUUUCCAUCGGAAAGCUUCUAACCGAAAAUGCAAGAAUACAAUAAAGGGCCUGAUGGAUACCAACAAUGAAUGGACUAAUACAGUUCAGCAAUUAAUUGUAAAUUACUACAAAGAAAUCUUCUCCAUUGAGGGUUCGUGUGAUGAAGCUAUUUCUAAGAUCUUUCGGGCAACUCCAAUGAAAGUUGCUCCAUACAUGAAUGAAGAUUUAUUGAGGCCUUACUCUGAUGAUGAAAUAAAGGCGGCAUUGUUCCAAAUGCACCCCUCAAAGAGCCCUGGACCAGAUGCUCUGUGUAAUGUUAUCUACAGGAUCAAUUCCAAGGUUGUGGCAAAUAGACUGAAGAACUGGCUCCCAGAUAUUAUUUCUCCCCUCCAGAGUGCAUAUGUGCCAGGGCGCUUGAUUUCAGAUAACACUCUAGUUGCUACUAAAGUUGCACACUUUAUGCACAAGCUCAGGCAUCUGGAGGAAGGCUUCUUCUCCCUCAAACUGGAUAUCAGUAAGGCGUAUGAUCGCCUUGAAUGGAAAUUUUUGCAGGCUAUAUUGACUAAAUUGGGGUUUUACUCUAAAUGGAUUCACAUGGUGAUGAGUUGUGUUACGUCAGUCACUUAUGCUAUUCUUUUGAAUGGAGAGCAGUCUGAAUGCAUCACUCCAACCAGGGGAAUUAGGCAGGGUGAUCUACUUUCACCCUACCUUUUUAUACUAUGUGCGGAAGGACUUUCAGCGCUAUUAACACAAGCAGUGGACUCUGGUUUUAUUAAGGGGUUAAAAAUGUGUCCUCAAGCUCCUAUUUUACAUCAUCUUUUCUUUGCUGAUGAUAGUUUCUUAUUUGGUGAUGCCUCGGUACAGGAAUGUCGUCGGGUGAGAACAAUUUUGAACACAUAUGAACGUGCUUCUGGACAGAAGAUAAACUUCCAGAAAAGCAGUGUGGUGUUUAGCAGAAAUGUACCAAAAGAGUUGCAAUCUGAACUUGCUACAAUACUUGAAGUAAACUGUGUAGAGGAGCAUGACAGGUACUUGGGGUUGCCAUUACGGGUUGGAAAAUCCAAGACUGCCAAAUUUCAGUACAUCAAAGAGAAACUCACAAAGAAAUUGCUGAACUGGAAGUCCAAGAUUUUAAGUUGUGCAGGAAAAGAAAUCCUCAUCAAAGCUGUUGCUCAAACCAUGCCUCUGUAUGCUAUGAAUUGCUAUUUAUUGCCAAAAGGGAUGGAGAUUGGUAUCCAACCCCAACUCAUUGGUUGCUAG
Rosa rugosa (rugosa rose) is the source of this 2325-nucleotide messenger RNA. RefSeq lists its product as uncharacterized. Gene Ontology annotation, molecular function: catalytic activity. The record is from RefSeq and is a predicted model, not a curated record. NCBI's taxonomy places the organism in Eukaryota, Viridiplantae, Streptophyta, Magnoliopsida, Rosales, Rosaceae. The transcript has 3 exons. Bases 1 to 2325 code for a protein of 774 amino acids.